Messenger RNA from Hordeum vulgare subsp. vulgare (domesticated barley), 1449 nucleotides. Its product is annotated as BOI-related E3 ubiquitin-protein ligase 1-like. The coding region runs from base 166 to 1197 and encodes 343 amino acids. Lineage: Eukaryota; Viridiplantae; Streptophyta; Magnoliopsida; Poales; Poaceae. The record is from RefSeq and is a predicted model, not a curated record. The transcript is spliced from 4 exons. Gene Ontology annotation, molecular function: ubiquitin-protein transferase activity.
UGCGAAGUGGGUGCGCGGAAUUGGACUCGGCUCACGCUCACGCUCACGCUCAGGCUCCUAUUAAAACCACGAGUGGAAGUUUUCUUCUCCGUCACCUCCCGCUUCGCGAACCCACCCCCACCCGUCCGUCGUCCGUUUCUCCUCCUCCUCCUCCUUAACAUAACAAUGGCUGUGCAGGCCCAGUACCCCUCCCAUCUCCUCUUCCACGAUAGAGGUGACCUGGUGGAGAGGACGGACAUGGACCUGCCCAAGCAGCAGCAGCAGCAGCAGCAGCAGCAACAGCAGCAGCUUCAUCAGCAUCAGCAGCUUGCCGGACUCUCGCCGGCGGUCUACUUUGCCAGUGGCGGAGCGGGCGGGAAUCGGAGGAAGCGCGCCAGGGAGGCCAUGGCGCCGCCGCCGCCGGCCAAGGAGGAGUAUGUCAGCCUGUUCGCGCACCAGCCGGCGCCCUUUUUAAACAUGGCGCAGCUCCACGGCAGGGUCGCCUCGUCCCCGUCCCCUGCCCCGGCGACGCGCGUGUCCACGGGCCUCCGCCUCGCAUUGGAUGAGCAGCAGCAGAGGCAGAUCAAUUCCUUGUGUUACCCGUCCUCGUCGCCGCCGCUCGUUCCCUUCUCCGACGAGUUCGCCGGGCAGAUGAAGCAGCACGGCGAGGAGCUCGACAAAUUCGUCCGGGAGCAGGGCGAGCAGCUCCGGCGGGCCAUCGCCGAUCGGAUGCGCCACCACAACCGGGCGCUUCUGGUCGCGGCAGACAAGUCGGCCGCGCGCCGGCUACGGGAGAAGGCGUUGGAGGUGGAGCGCGAGGCGCGGCGCGGCGCCGAGCUGGAGGAGCGGCUCGCGCGGCUACGGAACGAGGCGGCGGCGUGGCAGGCCAAGGCGCUCUCGGAGCAGGCCACCGCGGUCACCCUUCACGCGCAGCUCCAGCAGGCCGCCUCCGCGGCGCGGGCGUCCUGCGAGGAGCUCGCCGGCGGCGACGCCGGCCCCGCCGAAUCGUGCUCGUCGGCGUACGUAGACCCUCGCCGCACCGGGCCUGAGCGCGCGUGCCACAGCUGCCACCUCGGGGCGGCCACGGUGGUGCUCCUCCCGUGCAGACACCUGAGCCUCUGCCGCGACUGCUUCGCCGCCGGCGACAUGGACGUGGCCCUGGCGUGCCCAGUAUGCCAUUGCGUGAGGACCGGCAGCGUGGAGGCCAUCCUUUGCUGACAGAGCGAGCUGUGGGCAUCCCAUCCCGAUCGUCCGUCCAUCCGGUGCCGUGAGUGCUCCGAGCAAUGCGAAAGGCAUCAUAGCUUGUUCCGGCGAACGGAAAAUAGUCCUAAAAUGGAAACUUAGAUUCUUUCUUUCUUUCUUCCUUCCUUCAAGUUUCUGUUCAUAGUUUUUUUUUUACUGCCGAGGAUUUACCCCUCGCCGUGUCCUCUAGGAGAAAUUCAAUUGAUAUAAGUUGAUUGUUAAUGUUAA